UAGUGAGCGAAGUGUAAAUGCCUCUGUUCUGCAGGCAGUUUCAUGUCUAGUUUGACAGACACUAUGGAUGGAUUUAAGUAUACCUGGCUGGACUUCCUCCUCACUUGUGUUGGUCUGGUGUUCCUGCUGCUCGACAUAGUGCUGGAUAUCUGUGCCGUUGUGUCUUUCUACGAGGAGAAGAACUAUGUGUGUCUCGGUAUCCUGGUGCUGUUUCUGGUGGGCUCGUCAGUUCUUGUUCAGGCCUACAGCUGGCUGUGGUAUAGCUUUGAUGACUCUGAGAGGAAAACAAAAGUUGAGAAUUGCCUGAAUUGGAGACAACUCAAGCUGCUUCAUGUUUUCCAGCUGGGAAUCUACUUCAGGCAUGCAGGUGUUGUGGAGAUGUCUCUACGCCGCUUCUUUUCUGAAGACCCUAACACUGAAGGUUUGGCAGCACACCUGAGCCACGACCUCAGCUUGCUGCGGCUCAUAGAGACGUUUUCAGAGAGCUCCCCUCAGCUCGUCCUCAUGCUCACUCUCACCCUGCAGCGGGGUGAACUGAGUCCUUUGCCAGUGUUGAAGGCGCUCGGGUCAGCCUUAGCCAUCGCCACCAGUGUGACCAUGUACCACCGCUUCAUGCGCUCCUUCCUGCCCCAGAAGGCGAAGCAGGGGCCCCUGUCCUCGGGGGUCUACUUCCUCUGGAACCUCUUGCUCAUCGUGUCUCGCCUCAUCGCCCUCGCCCUGUUCGCCUCUGUUCUGCCCUGCUUCAUCUUCACCCACUUCAUUUGCUCAUGGCUGGUUUUUUUCUUCUUCAUCUGGCGUAGCAAGACCGAAUUCAUGGACAGCCCUUGUGGAGAGUGGCUUUACCGGGCCACUGUGGGCCUCAUUUGGUAUUUUGACUGGUUUAAUGUGGGCACGGGGAAGACAAGGAACAAGACUAUGAUCUAUCAUGGGUGCAUGCUGGUUGAUAUCACCGUCCUCUGCAGCUUGUGGUGCUGGAAGAUGAGCACAGACCCACCUUAUUUUCAAAUCCCACAGUUGUAUGCUAUAAUCACAGCCGCCAGUGUUGUUUUAGUUUAUAUUUUUGGUCUCUUAUGUAAAAUAAUAUAUUACAAGUUUUGCCAUCCAAGCCUCACCAAAGACGAGUUAAAAGAGGGCCCAACAGGACAGGGACUAGUUAUUAAUGGAGAUGAGGUGGACAAUUUAGUCGCUAUUGGAAUCGCCACAGAUGUUACAGAUCGCAGCAUGUCGAGCCCAGCACCCGAAGUUAGACACUACAAUAAAAGAAUGAGGAAGUUGGCCGAGAACUUCUACGCCUCCUGACCUGCAUCACUUGACAUCCACCGGACAAAGAGGCCAGAUUGAAACUGAGUCAUGCAACCAUCAGUCAAGCAGCCUUUGUUAACGUGAUCACUGGGCUGUGUGUGGGAUGGUGGACUAUGACACAAUCUCAUGGGAGAUGACUUCAGUUCACAUCCAACCUGCUGGAUUCUUGUAAUCCUUCUCUGCACUGUCUGAACUGCUGCUGCUGUCUACCAAGGCACAUAAAGCUGGCAAUUAUUAUUUAUUGUUUAUUUUUAUUUUUAUUAUCAAUAACUGAUUUAUUUGUUGAUAGACUAACAUUUUAUUAAGGCUGCCUUAAAAGAAGAAUACUCACAUGCUCAUAUGUACAUUGAAUGUUAUUGGUCACUAUAAUAGUUCAUUUUGUCCAUAAUAGUGCUGCAACUAAUGAUUAUUUUCAGUAUUGAUCAAUAUUCCAUGAAAUGUCAGAAAAUGGUUACAAAAAAAGUAGUAAUCAGUAUUUCCCAAAACUUUAGAUGAGACACCCUUAAAUUUCUUCUUUUAUCCCAAUCAAACAAUUCACAAUCCAAAGAUUAUUUAUGUUUAUUAUCAUAAACUUAAUAUUCACAUUUGAGAAGCUGGAAUCAGAGGAUUUUUGACUUUUUUCUUUAAAAAAAGUCUCAAAACGAUUAAUCAAUUAUUCAAACAGUUUAUUAACUAAUUAAUUUAAUAGUUGGCCACCAAAGAGAUCCCCUCCUGGUACUGUUGGCCAAAGUCCUCAGUCCUCUCUCUGUGUUUACUGUACAGACGGAGCUCAUACUUGAACUUUGCACUUUAAAAAAACCCCAAAACAAACUCCCCAGCUUUAUUCAAAUUUUCCCCCUAGACUUAGAAAAUAUCACCUUCCACACUAAUAUCUCAAAAUAAUAUAACAGCUUUGAAUUUGUACAACUUAUUUCAUCAAUGGAACGGGAAUUUAACAUGUUGUACUAUUUUAAACUUUAUAUGUUUACUAUAAUGAACAUAAUAUUCACCAAAUGGCACACUAGAAAAAAAGUUUAUCACUGACAUGAAAAGUUAUUAAUACUGACUAAAUGCAGCAGGCACAUGAAUGCUGAAAUAAAAUAUAAACCUGAGAUGAAAAAAAAAAAAUUGACUUUUACACUCACUUCCAAAAAGUUCACACUACUACUACUAAUAACUCCACACCCUUUAUUUAUCCAUUUCCCCACCCUAUUCAUUUUCACCCAGCCAAUCAAAGCUAAUCUGAGGCUUCAUGUACAUAUGGAAAAGUGAGUAAUGUAUUAAAAUAGAAUUGAAAAUGUGUCAGUUCUUCCACAAUAGAAACAAUUGUUCUUAAGCUUGGUUUUACUUGAAAUGUAAAGAAAGAUUAUAUUUAUACUAAUAUUUGUAAGUUUAUUUUUUUAUCCUUGAUUAUGAGUUUGUAAUAAAGUUAAUUAUGAAUAUAUUUGUAUGUUGAUUAUGUAAUAAAUUGUGUUUUUGUAAAUGGAAAAUAACUUU
Molecule: messenger RNA, 2778 nt
Organism: Scomber scombrus (Atlantic mackerel)
Lineage: Eukaryota; Metazoa; Chordata; Actinopteri; Scombriformes; Scombridae
Product: XK-related protein 8-like
Exons: 3
Coding region: 43-1299 (418 amino acids)
Biological process (GO): phosphatidylserine exposure on apoptotic cell surface; engulfment of apoptotic cell; apoptotic process involved in development
Cellular component (GO): plasma membrane
Source: RefSeq, a predicted model, not a curated record